AUGCCAGGGUCUGUCUCAAACCUUUCCAGCGGCGUUCGGUCGCAGCCGGAUUCUUGCUCCUGGGAGUGCUCGGAGUGGGAUACUCAGAGCAGCUCUCUCGAAGCCCCUGACAGUCCGAGCAGCGUUGUAGGCAGCAGUGAUGAGGCUGUGUGUGAUGCUCGCAGUGACUGGGCCAGAAAGUUCAAUCCCACUGCAGCUUCACACCCAGCUCUCCCUCAGGCUUGUAUUUUCAACCAUGUGCAUGCCAGUCUUUUGGGUCAAUCGCUCUCAUUUGCUCACACCCAGUUGGACAAACUUCGUCGGUUGGAAGUGUUGGUCCAACAAAUCCUGAGAGAACUGCCCAAACUGAGGCGUGAGUUGAAGAAAAAACGAUUGCAGGUGAAAGGUUUGCAGAAACAAAUUGUUUUCGUUGGACGCCACCGCGGCCUUGCCACUCUGAGGAAGUACAAGGCCACAAAGACUGUCUGCAGUUCUGCUUUGGCGGAUGACUAUGAGGCGCGCAUUGGCUUUCCCAAUGUUUUGGAAGAGGCAGGGCCCUGGGAUCUCACGGAACUUGAUGGAUUCCAACAUGGCAUGCAGUGA
Molecule: messenger RNA, 582 nt
Organism: Cladocopium goreaui
Lineage: Eukaryota; Dinophyceae; Suessiales; Symbiodiniaceae
Source: the annotation of a GenBank genome assembly